Zootermopsis nevadensis is the source of this 2064-nucleotide messenger RNA. Lineage: Eukaryota; Metazoa; Arthropoda; Insecta; Blattodea; Termopsidae. The record is from RefSeq and is a predicted model, not a curated record.
AAGUCUGAACCUGAGGUGAUGCCAUAUAUAGGCUGUUUUUACAGCUCUAGGACAGUUCUCAACGAGGUUGUUGAUGACAUUUGGAGCAAAAAAUGUAAAUAACAUUUCUUUUCAGAUUUACCACCAUUUCUGAAUGGCAAUAUUUUUAUGUUGAUUUCUCUUUAUAUUGUUGUGAUCAUUUUACAUGGGGCUUUUUGCUGAGAGUUUGUGGAAUUACAGAUAGUUAAAGUGAAGUUAUCAGACUCAGCAGAACAUGGUUUCUUGUGUUAUUUGUGUACUAGUUAAAUCCUGGUUCAGUGGUAAAAUGAAGUACCUGAUUUUCCUCAUGCCAGAAUAAUCUUAGUGCACAUUUCCAUUUUCACUGUGUGGAUUCAUAUUGGUGUGUUUUCAUCUUGGUUCCAACAUUUGAAAAGUGUUGACUACAAAGCCUCGGUAUGCCAUACACUUCUCACAUUGACAUUGUCCAUAUAUUCAUGGAUUGAAUACAGUUCUACCAUUAUAAACAUUGAUAUAAUCAAAGAAGAAAAAGAUGAUAUUUUGAGUGUAGAAAAUUCCAUUGGCAUGAAAACUCAUGAGGUUUAUAUAAAGUCUGAACCUGAGCAGAACAGUGAUAUAAUCAAAAUAGAAAGCAAUGUGGAUGUUUUGAGCACAGACGAUUGCAUUGACAUGAAAACUCAUGAUGUUUAUAUAAAGUCUGAACCUGAGGUGAGUCUUAGUCCUGCGAGUGAACAUCAGCUCAUAAAUGGUGAGGAGCAUCCAUUUCCCUGUGGCGUGUGUCAUAAAUCAUUUCUUCUGCGAUCUACCCUAAUGAGUCAUGAAUGCUUGCAUAAUAGGGAGGAUUCGUAUUCCUGUGGCAUAUGUAAUAAGUCGUUCGGUGGUCGGAGUGAUCUGAAAAGACAUCGGUGCAGGGGUAGUGUGAAGCGACCAAAUUUCUGUGAUGUCUGUAAUAAAUCAUUCAGUAGUCAGAGUAAUCUGAAAAUACAUCAACUCAUACAUAGUGGGGAGCAGCGAAAUUCAUGUGAUGUGUGCAAUAAAUCAUUCAGUAGACAGAGUUACCUGAAAAUACAUCAACGCAUGCACAACGAGGAAAGACCAAAUUUCUGCAGUGUGUGCAGUAAAUCGUUCAGUACUCAGAGUUACCUGAGGACGCAUCAACACAUACACAGUGACGAGCGGCCAUAUUCGUGUGACGCGUGUAAUAAAUCGUUCAGUAGUCAAAGUGAUCUGAAGAUACACCAACGUAUACAUAGUGGAGAGCAACCAUUCUCCUGUGACAUGUGUAAUAAAUCAUUCAAUAAAAAGAGUAAUCUAAAGACGCACCAACGUAUACAUAGUGGUGAGCGGCCAUAUUCUUGUGACUUGUGUAAUAAAUCAUUCAAUAGAAAGAGUAUACUGAAGAUCCAUCAGCGUAUACAUAGUGGGGAUCACCCACAUACCUGUGAUGUAUGUAAUAAGUCAUUCAGUUGGAUUAGCCAUCUGAAGAUACAUCAACGCAUACAUAGUGGGGAGAGGCCAUAUUCUUGCGACGUGUGUAAUAAAUCUUUUAGUAGUCAGAGUGAUUUAAAGAUACAUCAGCGCAUACAUACUGGGGAGCGGCCGUAUUCCUGCGAUGUAUGCAGUAAAUCGUUCAGUAGUCAGAGUAGUUUGAAGACACAUCAACAUGUACAUAGUGGGGAGCAGCCAUAUUCCUGUAAUUUAUGUAAUAAAUCAUUCACUCGAAGGAGCAGUCUCAAGAUACACCAGCGGACACACAGUGGAGAGAGGCCAUAUUCUUGUGAAGUGUGUAAUAAAUCAUUCAGUCGUACAAGUAUUCUGAAGAUACAUAAGCGCACACAUACUGGGGUGUCCGUGCUGCUGUGAUAUGUGUGGACAGAGUAAUCUGAACAUAACAUUCUUCAUCUCAUGCAUAGUGCAGUGUGUGUCCACAUUCCAGCGAUGUUAAAUAAUCAGAGUAUGAGUAAUGUUGUGUGGAAUAAAAAAUUCAUUACACAGAAUAAUCUUAAAAGAUGGCAGUGGAACUCCUUACUUGGAAUUUUCUAUUCUUUGGAAAUGAUAAAUAUUUAA